Messenger RNA from Arabidopsis arenosa, 927 nucleotides. The record is from the annotation of a GenBank genome assembly. NCBI's taxonomy places the organism in Eukaryota, Viridiplantae, Streptophyta, Magnoliopsida, Brassicales, Brassicaceae.
AAAGCUUAAGGUACCCAAACCUUCUCUCUCUCGCUCUCUCUCUCCACUUCCAUGUAUUUGAUCAAUUUUCUUAGAUCGACGAUUCUAGAUCCUUCAGAUCUGUAAAUCUCCUUUCGAAUUUGGUUUCGUGUUCACUAAUUCUCUACAAAAUCGACGGAUCUGUUCUCGAUUCAUUGUAUCAUCGUUUAGAUCUUGUUUUGUGCUCAGAUCUAAUUUCAAAUUUUUUCAUGUGAACAGGUUUUUCUUUCAUUAAUAUUUGAAUUCGAACGAAAAAGAUGAAUCACUUUGCGGUUCAACCAAACGCUUUCGCUGCCGGCGGAGAUUUGAGAAGCAGCUCCGUUUCUGUUGUUGAAAGAGAUCAAACCACCGUCGUUUGUCCAAAACCACGUCGUAUUGGUCUCCGUAACAACCACCAUCCUUCUCGAUCUCUCCGAUGUUACUUCAGUCACCAAUUGGAGCUAUGUGAAUCCAAAGCAGAGACUGAUAUUUUAGAUAUCAUACUCACCAAGGAUGGUUAUGGUGCAGAACAAGUUCAUAAGCAGGUAAUAGACUCGCCGUCCCCGUUUUUAUGUGGGUCGCCGCCGAGUAGAGUCGCUAACCCAAUAACACAGGAUGCUCGAUUUCGAGAUGAGAUUGUGUCGGUUUCUUCAGUGAUUCCGCCUCAGUUGGGUUUACCUCCUUCAUCAUCUCCUUCUUCUUCCUCUGGGAGGAAAGGAGGAUGUGUUGUUAGAGGCAAUUUUGGUAACAGCCCAAAGGUUAGGAUCGAAGGGUUUGAUUGUCUUGACAGGGAUAGCAGAAACUGCAGCAUCCCUGCCUUGGCUUAGAAACUGAACCCGAACGAACCCUUUUAGGAUUUUCAUACAUACUCUUUUGAGUUAACUCACAAGAACCCAAUUAGUGCGUCGUAAAUAUAAGUGUUAAGGAGAU